UACCUACUGAUUAUAGUUGUCAAAUGUCAAAGUUUCUGACAAGAUUGUUUAGUUGAACUUAAAGCGAAUUAAUUAUUAUUGAAUACAAAAAAUAUUAUAAUCAUCAAAAAUGGUUGAAGCACAGAAAUAUAGACUCGAACAGGAGAUGACGAAUCUUGUGAAUGAGUUAGACAGAAGUUAUUUGAGAAAAAUGCAAGGUGACAUGCACAGAUGUGCAGCCAAGUGUUGCGACGACCCACAGACGUCUUUAGAGAGAGUCCACGGAUGUAUAGAGAACUGUGCGACAUCUCUCAACAAUGCCAAUAAUUAUGUUCAGAAAGAAAUCAACCACCUACAAAACAGACUGCAGCGUUGUGUGAUGGACUGCAACGAUGCAGCUCGGGAUAGGUUGGGUCCAGACCCGAGUCAAGAAACUAUCGACAAGUGCACGAUAGACUUCGAGAAAUGUGCGGUGAAAUGUGUGGACAAGCACAUAGGUUUGAUUCCCGGUAUGAUGAAGUCAAUGAAAAAAGUUUUAGCGAGCGGCAAACCGCCGCCAGUUAGCAACGAAUGAAGUGACAUCUGAACGAAAUAACAAACUUGUAAACUAUUAAGAUAUUAUGUAACAAUAAAUAUGCUUUUACUGU
Melitaea cinxia (Glanville fritillary) is the source of this 626-nucleotide messenger RNA. RefSeq names its product protein FAM136A-like. NCBI's taxonomy places the organism in Eukaryota, Metazoa, Arthropoda, Insecta, Lepidoptera, Nymphalidae. Gene Ontology annotation, cellular component: cytoplasm. The transcript has 4 exons. The record is from RefSeq and is a predicted model, not a curated record. The coding region runs from base 110 to 553 and encodes 147 amino acids.